UUGUCAUUCAUUUUGCUUUGUUUUUCCCUGAUAUUGAGGUUUUGUCCAUGUUAUUUGCUGUAGUUUGUAUAAUAUAAGGUCGUUUAUAUCACUUUUCUGCUGCUACAUAUGAAGAGCUAGCUUCUAAAUGCCACCAUGUAGCCGUUGGUUCUUUGUUGUUGUCGGGUUUUCAUCAUUCAAGCUAAACUGCAUUAGAUUACGCGCUUUUCGAGGCAGCAGGGCAGGCUACUUAACCAUUCGCCAAGCCAAUAGUCGUUUUUCGUUCAUGGCUGUGCCUUUGUUAAAGACAGACAAACAUCGUGUUCUUUGUCGAACUUAGAUCUCAAUAUUAAAACAAACGCGAGCAGAUUAUACCCUUGUUCUUUUUUAUUUAUCGACAAAUUGUGUAAAAAAAAAAAAAAAAAAAAAACUCGUUAAAAUUGUAUUUGUAAUCGUAAAGCUACGUUUUUCUUCAGUAAAAAUCAAAGUAACUAUAAUCCCUCAAUAUCUUAAAACUUCACGUUGGCCUAGCUCUAAAUCACAUUGGUUAGCUCUAAAUUAUUCUGACCAAUAUUCUGUAUAACACAAGUAUUUCCUAGUAACUCAUAAUAUGGUAUGUUUUACCAUUCAGAACGGCAGUACCUUGCCCUUUUAUUGGCACUCUUGAUAAAGAUGAGUAAAACUCCUAAGAAAUAACUUCACCUUUGAGCAGCACGGUGAAACAAUCAUUAACACUGUUACCUUGCAGCAAGCAAGUGCUGGGUUUGAACCCUUACGGGACCCUUUGUUGUCGCAUAUUCUGCCCAUCCAAGUGUGGACUCUUUCCGGUUCUGCCCACAGCCCAAAGACAUGCAUGUUAAAUUACCUGGUCUCUUUGGUUGCUUGUCCUGUGGUGCCCUUUAAUGGCAACCUGUCAGGGCCCCUGUGACCCUGAGUGGGUACGUAUGGAUGGAAGUUCAUCUUUUAUAGCAGAAUAUUCUUUCACAGAAAAGGCAUCUGCAGUUCUCAAACAGGGUGCCAGAAAAUCUGUGGAGGGUUCUGUGUAUGUAUUUUUCAGUAAAUACAACACAUUCCAAGGUUUAAAGAUGCUGGAGUUGGAGCACCUACACCUCAAACACGUCGUCCAGUUAGUGUCUGCCCUGGAGUCCAUCGUCCUUCGCAGUUUUGGCCCUGAAGGAGGACAGGUGCUGUUCACCCGAGACACGGGACAGGUGAUGUUGAGCCGCAGUGGAAAACGCAUCCUCUCUGCGCUACAUCUGGAACAUCCACUGGCCAGGAUGGUGGUGGAGUGCGUUUGGAAGCACAGCACAAUAACGGGUGAUGGAUCUAAAACCUUUGUCCUACUGCUUGCAUCAUUACUGCGAAUGAUUCAUGCGUCAGCCACUAAGGAGCCUCAUAUGUCUCAGCCUUAUAAUUCCACAGAAACAACAGAAGCUGCCUGUGCCAGGCACUUGGCUGACAGGCUGCUAGAUUUUGCACUGACAGAGUUGGAUGCACUCAUUGCACUGAAUGUGCUGCCACAUGGAUUCUGUGUUUCAUUAGAGGAUUCCACAGGGAAAACAGAACAGAGUUUCCAAACCUUUCUGUUAACCUUUUUUAACACACGGCUUGGUAAUGUGUAUUGUGACUUUUUCAGGGACCUCAUGUGUGAACUGCUCAGUCACUGGAAGAUAAAAAAUGACCAACCUUCAUUCUCCAUUCGGUUUUUAAACAAUAACUUCCCAGCGCUGCGUACCCAAGUAUCAGGAUUCCCUGUCGGCUCCUCGCGUUUGAUUGAGGGGCAGGUGAUUCACAGAGAUUUUGCUACACCGUGCCCGCAAGUGAACGAGCAGUCAGUCAAAGCUGUAGUUUUCAGUGGAUACCUACAGCCUAAAUUACUCACUGCAGGGGAUGUGCUUGAGUUAGGCUGUGGAAAUAGAGCGACAGAGGACAGCAGUAUUGUGCAUUUUAGUUCCUGGACAGGAAGAUCACUGGAGAACAUAAUUGCAACUCUGCAGAGUUUUGGUGUCUCUGUCCUUUUGUGUGCACUGAAACAGUCCUCUGCUGCCUUGGCUUUAGCAACACAAACAGGAAUGUGCCUUGUGGAGUGUGUCAGUGAAGAAGAAAUUUCUCUCUUUGCCCAGCUAAGUGGGGUAACACCGAUAUCAGACUGCUGGAGGAUUUGUCCAGAGGACAUUGCAACACUGACUUUCUGUAAACCGAUACUGCUUGGAGCCCACAGGUAUGUUCAUGUGGACUUCCAUGAUUCUGAAGAAAGGCUCAACGUUAAACCCUGUAGUCUGGUGAUAUGUGCCCCAGGGGAAGGGCAAACUGAUCAGUAUGCAUGUGCAUUUCAAGAUGCGAUUCGAAUGCUACUGACAGCAUGGGAGCCCAUGCACAAGAGUAACAUAACAGCUCUAAUGAGAACCUUUCCAUCAAAUAAAUUCACGUCUGUGCAUAAAGACAAUAUGGGUGAUGAAACAGCAUACGCAUCCUGCAGUAUGAAUCUCCAUGAGACGUGUGUGAUAGAACCAGGUUGUGUAUUACCUGCAGGUGGGACAUUUGAGUUUCUGCUGCACCAUGGCCUUCAUCAAUAUGGACACAGUUGCUCAGUUUCUGUUAACACAAGUGCAGUUGUUCCAGUUUCCGAGCUCUUAGCAAAUGCCCUGUUGAGCUUGCCUCGGCAUAUUUACUCUCACAAUCCAAAAUCUUUCUUGCAGGCACAAACCAGGGUCAUGGCUUUAAUUCCAAAACAUUCCCACACCCUGAGCUCAAACGUUAUACAGACUGAAGGUCUUCUUGAAGAUGGUAAACUAAGCUUACACUCUUGUAAAAAGGGUAGCAUGGCAUUAACACUUUUGGACUUAGGCCUUGAAUCUGUCUCUUGUAAGUACCAUCUGGUCCUGGCAGUGCUGCAGUGUCUCACAAGCCUACUUCGAGUGAACAAGGUGCUGAGGACACACACUGUUUUACACACAAAAUCCCACAAACUCCUGAACGCUCGCUCAGAGAGCACAGAGGAUGAGGACGAAGACGAAGUUGUGUCGCUCUAAGAGGAAACCAGGAAUUUAGUUUAUCUUAGAUGAAAUGAAUGAUAGAUGGAUGGAUAAUUUGCACUUCGAUUAUGUUUUUCAAUCCUUGUUUUUCUUGAUGUUCCAUUGCAGUGUUGUCAGAUCAUUAUGCUUUUGGUCUUUGUAGAUUUAUUAAAUUUAAAUAAAAAAAAUGAGAGUACUGUGUAGUGAUGUUUAUAGGCAAAUAAAUGAAUUAAGGCAAGGUUUGCCCAGAUCAAUAAAUGGAGAAAAUCUUGUAAUCUCACAUUGUACAGAAUACAGUGACAUGAAAAUGAUUUGGCCCCAUUCUAGUUUUUUGUCACAGUUUUUACGAAUCAUUAAAAUAAUUUUGAUAUUAAAUAUAACCAGACUAAAUACAAAAGUAAUGAUUUUGCAUUUUAAAGGAAAAAAGCUAUCCAAAACCAACAUUGGCCAAUGGAAAACAUAAAUCCCACCAAUAAGUCCAAUAGCUGAUUGUGUCAAACAUGGCGGCAACAUGUAAAGCCAGUCAUCCAGGUCCUGAAAACGCAAAGACCUUAAGACUAUGGUUGACUGUUGACAUGAUGUUCUUUUUCUGAAAUGCUGCGUUAGUUUUAUAUCAGAAGUAACGACCCACAAGUUUCACUUGUGUCUUGUUUCUUCACAGAAUAUUUUGGUCCUGUCUUGUUUUUUAUAGUUGAAUAAUGAACUGAGGUAAGCAAUGUCUGUACUGGGUUGUAUAUUGUUCUGGGUUCUUUUGUGAUUCGAGGGUUGUAAAGUCUUUCUUGAAAUUAUUUUGGAGGCUGGCCUCUCCUGGGAAGGUUCACCACUAUUCCAUGCUUGCUCCGUUUGAAGAGAACGUGUCUCCAUCUGUGGUUUGCUGGAUACCCAAAGUCUUAGAAAUGGUGUUGUAACCCUUUCCAGACUGAUAUAUGUUAAUAAAUUUUGCUUUUUGAUAUAGUUUAACCCACUUCAUGUUGCUCGGCAGAUUCUGUUUAAGUAAUGUCUUGAUUUUACAGGCCUUGCAGUUACCAAACCUCGGUGUGGGUACUGAAUUUGAACUGAAACGUGUGUUAAAUCACACUAAAUUCAAGACUGAGCAAGAAGGCAACUGUGUUUUCAUAUAAGGCCAAGUUGGUUUGCCUUCUUCUCUUAAUAAAUUACAUCAUUUGAAAGCUG
This is a messenger RNA of Girardinichthys multiradiatus, 4166 nucleotides long. RefSeq names its product Bardet-Biedl syndrome 10 (gene bbs10). The record is from RefSeq and is a predicted model, not a curated record. Gene Ontology annotation, biological process: chaperone-mediated protein complex assembly. NCBI's taxonomy places the organism in Eukaryota, Metazoa, Chordata, Actinopteri, Cyprinodontiformes, Goodeidae. The transcript is spliced from 5 exons. Gene Ontology annotation, molecular function: ATP binding. The coding region runs from base 882 to 3011 and encodes 709 amino acids.